Messenger RNA from Pisolithus orientalis, 1179 nucleotides. RefSeq lists its product as uncharacterized. Lineage: Eukaryota; Fungi; Basidiomycota; Agaricomycetes; Boletales; Pisolithaceae. The record is from RefSeq and is a predicted model, not a curated record. The coding region runs from base 1 to 1179 and encodes 392 amino acids. The transcript has 5 exons.
AUGUUCCAAGCAACCCACCCUCUCUCAUCUGGCCUUAUCCAACGAGGGGUGCUAUUUUAUCCCCCAUAUCACAUUUUCCAGAUCCCCCCCCCCCCAAGCUCCACCUCAGCUGUUGAGCAGGAAACACUUGACCACAGUAUGCUUACUCAAGAAGAUAUUGAUAUACAGGUCUAUGGCAGUGAGCUACCAAACCUAGGGCCCAACUUCCAUUCUCCACAAUCCCUCCUUGCUGCUGCUGACUAUUAUGAGGCAUAUAAUGGAGUCAUGGUUGCAGGUGCUCAGCCCCUGACUGCAUAUCAUGCACAUCACCUACUGCCUGACCCUGAGGGAUGUGCCCUCAAGCAUGUGAUGGAUAAUGCAUUUGCAGAGAUCCAGCAGCAGGUGCCAUCAGAAGACCCACCCUCCCAGGGGCAAUUGGCAGAGUUGGAUGAUGAGAUCCUGGACAUCAAAUUCAAAUUAGAUGACAAUGCAGAUUUUGAACUCCACAUACUCCAUGACCUCCUUGCCAAUUUUGAAAUUCCAAGUUCCUGUGGAAAGCUUCCUGUGGACAUAGGUGCACCAGCUGGUGGCUCUUUGACCGCUGACCAGUGGUUACUACUUGCAACUGUGUAUGGCCCAAUUGCACUAUGGACCAUUGGCCUGGCAAAUGCACAACAAGAUGGCUCUCUUGCUGACUGUGUGGCACUGAUUGCCAAACAGGAAUCCAAGAAAAAAUCCAAGGAGGUGAAGAAACAGUCAGAUGCUCAGGCACUCAAAGACAUGUGUUCUCAAGGAAGAGAGGCUGUUGCUGCUGAGAAGGCUUGCAUAACCACAGAGAAAGCCACUGCCAAUGAGGCCAAAAAGAUGGAGAAGGUUAGACUCACAGCAGAGAAGAAUGCCAAAAAGGCUCAAGAUGCUGAGCUCAGGCAGCUUGCAAAAUUGAAAGCAAACACAAGUCACAUCCCUGGGGAGUGCAUCAUGGACACAACCAUGGCAGAUGUGCCAGAUGAAAACCAACAAGAUGACAUAGACAGCAAAUGCAUUCUUCACCCUGAUGAUCCCCCCAAUUUCCUCAAGCUAUGUGCUGCCAUCUGCCUCUUAAUUGGGAACUUGAUCAGUGAUCAGGAGAUUUCAGCCACAGAUGCACAUCUGCAAGAGUAUUGUAUGGAGCUCAUCCAAAUGUUCACUGCUGACAUUUGA